GAGUAUAAUUUGGAGUAAAACAGUUCAAACUUGUUUAACUUUUUGUAUAGAUAACCAACAUGAUGCAAAAACUAACAAUUUAUAUCUGACAAACAUCCAUUUAGACAACUAAUGCAUGAACACAUUUAUUAAUAAAACAGAUUAAACUACGAAAUCGAUGAAUGUAUUUAACAUUAAUUACAGUUUAAUCUGUUGUUGCAACUGCUGUGCAACUUUUAUUUUUUAUUCAAGCAAAACAGUUGAGCAAACAAGCAUAUUUGUUUUUCGCCAUGGCAUUAUGAACAGAUUAAAUAAAUCCACUUAUAUCUACAACAAUAACACGAGGCAGCUCAUUUAACAGUUAACACCCCUGAGUCGCUGCAGGAGAAACAGUUUCAUCCAUAAACCGAGGAGCUCGUCUUUGUGAAUAGUCUCUCAGCAUCCUGACAGGUAGCCAAUGGGAACGCCUUGGCGCACGAGCCCGCCGCCUCCCCGGCACCGUGUCCCGCGCGCCCAUUGGACAGAAUGAUGGAACUCGGGGAACUCUCACACGAGCCGCUCGCGUGCAGGCUCAGGGACUCUAUAAAUAAACCCCAGGCGCUGGAAACAGGAGCGGACUGGGUGUCAGUUUGGCGAGCAGACAGAAGUCACUUGUGACAUUUGUCAUCAGUAAACUGCUCUGUGGUGUAAGAGGGACUCGCUCCACGGGACGGACCUUGUGUUGCUGCGCAUCUUUCUGGUAUUGAUCAAUAGUUUGGACGAGUUUCAUUUGUAAGCCUGAAGAUGCCAGCGGGUACUUUAGAGAGAGUCUCUCCCGCCGCCGCGGCUACCACGCCGGCAAGUGGAGACUCCACACCCGAAAAACCCCGGAGUCUCACAGAGAGCAGAAAGUCCUCCAAACCAAUCAUGGAAAAGCGGAGACGUGCGCGCAUCAAUGAGAGUCUGAGCCAGCUGAAGACUCUCAUCCUGGACGCACUCAAGAAAGAUAGCUCCAGACACUCCAAACUGGAGAAGGCGGAUAUCCUUGAGAUGACUGUGAAGCACCUCCGGAACUUGCAGCGACUUCAGAUGACGACUGCUGUGAACACAGACCCAUCCGUUCUGGGUAAAUACAGAGCCGGGUUCAGCGAGUGUGUAGGAGAAGUCACCCGUUUCCUCUCCACAAGUGAAGGGGUGAACACAGAGGUGAGGACUCAUCUCCUCAGCCACCUGGCCUCCUGCGUGACCCAGAUCAACGCUGUGAACUUCUACACACCUCACCCAGUUGCACUGGGACUCGGACAGACAAGUCCACAGAUUACAGCGGCCUCCGCUCCUCAGAUGCCUUCCAAAAGCGUCUCAUCGAUGCACGCGUCCCCUGAAGCGAUCAAGCUGUACGGGGGCUUCCAGGUGCUGCCAACACGAGAUGGACAGUUCGCUUUCCUUGUUUCCAGCGUGGCUCUUAUGCCUCUUGGAGCACAAAACAGCCAUCACAUGUCACCUGUUGCACCUCAGGGCGCUUUAGACUCUGUGUGGAGACCAUGGUAGGAAUUCAGCUCAACUGAUUUUUUUUUGGAGGAAAAGGACUAUCAACACGAAAACAUAUUUUUGUACAUUUUGUAAAUGUUUUCAAAACCUACUUCAAAAGGAUGUUUACACAUAUGUUUGUGUUUUUGUAUGGACAUUAGGAGAUAUUCCUGGUCUCUUGCUCGCUGAGACUUUCCCUGUUUUUGAUACGACACAUUUGCCCAGCAGGUCAGGAAAAUCCUUGAAAAGCACUGUAUUUUUUUAGAUAAAUAAAAUAUUUCUAUGAUGCAAUACUU
Molecule: messenger RNA, 1781 nt
Organism: Pseudoliparis swirei
Lineage: Eukaryota; Metazoa; Chordata; Actinopteri; Perciformes; Liparidae
Product: transcription factor HES-1-B-like
Exons: 4
Coding region: 763-1506 (247 amino acids)
Biological process (GO): anterior/posterior pattern specification; regulation of neurogenesis; regulation of transcription by RNA polymerase II
Cellular component (GO): nucleus
Molecular function (GO): protein dimerization activity; DNA-binding transcription factor activity, RNA polymerase II-specific; RNA polymerase II cis-regulatory region sequence-specific DNA binding
Source: RefSeq, a predicted model, not a curated record